GCAAUACAUAUAGGGGUCAACGAGUUAGCUGAACAAUGUUCAAAGCAGCAGAAAAGUGUCACGCUGACAUAAGAGUAUCCAUGUUUCAGCAACACAGAAAUGAGGGCCACAUUAAGCAAAGUGAGGCAGUAGAGACAGUGGGAAGAAGGAGACCCGGACAAUGGCUGUACAGAAUUCAGAGAAAAGUAGGCCAGGUGUGAUGACAAGCUAUGGAAGAGAAGAUGAGAGGGCAUGAUGGGGCACAGGACUAAACAGCAGCUACGCUAUUUCACAUGGGAAAGCACAGUACAGGAAGGUGUACAUUUGUAAACUGGAAAAAAAACUUGACAACACAUUUUUUACUGUCCAAAAUAUGAUGCCGAGAGCAGUGUGACCUACAUGGUCAUUACAAAGAAGCAAUGGUGAUAAACGUUGUGGCCUAGUAUGUUUUGUUUCUAUAUCUCAGAAGAAUUUGAUAGACUAUAACUGUUUUCUUGAGCUGUUAUAAGCACAAGAUUAGAUUCCCGCUCCACACACUCCAUUCCAGCUGGUGGCGGUAAUGCAGUUGUAGCAGAUGUAAUUAAUCGCUUAUAUAUAUAUUUCACCGAAUCCAUUCUCUGCCGUCAGGUUUGUCAUGCAAACUGUUUAAGAUCCUCCCUUUCUUGUUUUUUGAGCCUCUAUUUUGUUAAGUUUUAUUUCUGUGAUGUAAUUUCCUGUGCGCGAUGUCACUUCCUGUUAAUUCGCGCCGCUCUCGUCAGUCGGCUAGAUGCCGCGACGAGGAGAGUUUGCACUGUGUAUGUGGAGCCUGGCAAAGCGAGCUGCUGUAUGUUUCAUUUCCUUUUUGCACAGAAUAAAGUCCUGUGUUGGGUAAUAUGAUGGCAGUGGUCCUCCUUUCAAGUUGAAGACACAACGCAGAGUCCCAGAAAGUUUACUGGUGCCCUGACAGGCGGGCUACACAGUGGUACGUUGCUCUCCAACCUCUUUACGAAGAAGAGGCAACUGAAGGAUCUCAUCAACUAGUUGUGGUCAGAGCUCCUCUUUUGACGGGUCGUCAGCGAAGGAUGUCGAGACUCCAGGGUCUGAAGGUUUUCAUCCAGCAGCGGCUGACUGCGGCUGUGGACGAGGUAGUGGGGUAUUUAGAGAGAACAAUAACCGAGUAUGAGGAGAUGGAGUGCCGCCACCGCGAGCUGCUGGAUGCCCGUCCAGAACCUGGCGACAGGCUGCACACUGCAGUUUUUUCUGCAGAUGUCCAACAGCAGUUUAUGAUUAAAGAAGAGGUUUUCCCUGAGCAGCAGGGGAAGAGCCCCUGCCUGGACCAGGUGGACCCAGAGGGCCCACAUAUCAAAGAGGAAACACAAGAUUUCAGGAUUGGUCAGGAGGCCAGGAGUCAGCUGCAAGGACCGCAUGAGGAGGAUAUCUCCAAGUUCCCAUUCAGUCAUGUCCAUAUGAAGACUGAUGACAGUAAAGAGACAGCUGACUCCACACAGCUUCAGCAAAGACAAACUAAGGACAGCAGCACCUCAACAGAGCAGAUGAAACCAGAAGCUGAUGGAGAGGGCUGUGGAGGACCAGAACCAGACAAGACCUUGGGAUCUGGUUUUAAAUGUCCACCUGAAUCUGAUUACAAGAUGUCACAUUGUUCUGAAGAAGACACUGGAGACAGCUGUGAUUGGAAGGAGCUCAGUAAUCCUCAAACUGAUGUAAAUACUAUGAAAAAUGCAGUUACUCUAAAUGAUACAGGAGGUAAUAGUGGCAGUAAAUCAUUUAGCUGCUCAAAAUGUGGUAAAAGAUUUGGCCAGAAGCACCACCUGCAGACACACAUGAGAUGCCAUACUGGAGAGAAACCUUUCAGUUGUUCUCUUUGUGGUAAACGAUUUACUCAGAAGGGAAACCUGACCCAGCACCUGACUAUCCACACACGGGAGAAGCCAUGUAAUUGUCCUGUUUGUGGAGAAAGAUUUGCACAGAAAGGCAAUCUGACUCAACACAUGACAGUCCACACAAGGGAGAAACUUUGUUGGUGAAGGGAUUCUGAGAAAACAGAAUUGCAUCUAUGGCAAAAGAUUCAGUCACAGUUGCACAUCAGAAACCUAAAGCCUAGGGUUGCCCCUUUCAGUGUGGAGAAAAA
Messenger RNA from Monopterus albus (swamp eel), 2107 nucleotides. RefSeq names its product zinc finger and SCAN domain-containing protein 12-like. The transcript is spliced from 3 exons. The record is from RefSeq and is a predicted model, not a curated record. Gene Ontology annotation, molecular function: DNA-binding transcription factor activity, RNA polymerase II-specific; RNA polymerase II cis-regulatory region sequence-specific DNA binding. Lineage: Eukaryota; Metazoa; Chordata; Actinopteri; Synbranchiformes; Synbranchidae. Bases 1041 to 2003 code for a protein of 320 amino acids. Gene Ontology annotation, biological process: regulation of transcription by RNA polymerase II.